Messenger RNA from Didymodactylos carnosus, 6230 nucleotides. NCBI's taxonomy places the organism in Eukaryota, Metazoa, Rotifera, Eurotatoria, Philodinida, Philodinidae. The record is from the annotation of a GenBank genome assembly.
UUCACAUCAGACUUAGCUUUAGACAUCUAAUAUAGACUAAGGUGAAAAUAAAGCUGAAAAAAUGUUUUCACUUUCUUAGAAUUGUGUGAAAAUCUUAAAACUUAAAACUUUAUUAAAAAGCUGGUUCCGAGUCUAAACUUCAAAAGAAACAUAUCAUCUUGUAGAGAAUCGAAUUCUCUAUCGAUUAGUGUGGCCUUCCAUUUUUAAUAGGAAAAGUGUCUAGGUGAGGAAAUUGAAAAUACAGUUUUUAAAAAAUGUAAAACUGGGUUUUUAGUACCAAAAUUUAACGUUUUUCAAAAACUAAUGUGAGAUUCCUAAUCAGCGUCGAAAACUGCAUCUAGUGAUCUGCUCCUAUCAGUUCUACUCUAAAAUAAUUUUUUCAAAAACUUGAUCAGCGAAGUCUCGAGUUACGUGGACAAGCCGUCCGGUAGCAGAGAUGGCUGGCCAGAGCGUUUACCGUUUCCAAUAAACCGUUAAUUUGCAAAUAAAAGUGUAAGGUACCAGAUUGAUAUUAAUUUGUAUUCAUUAGCAUUAAUUAAUCCUUUGAGUAUAGGAUUAUUUUUUCAAAAACAAGUCAGCAAGUAGCGACACCCUUGUAACUCAACAACCAUGAUAGCUGGAGACUUCUAAUUUUGUGUGUCCGUUGCUCUUACCAAAUCCUGAUCACCUACUACGUUUGCGCCUCUUUUAUGAUUAGCGAUUUUCUUGAUAAGCGAUUUAUCUCUUAUCCGUAAAAUAUCAACAGCUCCUAAUCUAAGAGAGAUGAAAACUUUUUAUUUUCCCAAAAAUGCAGCCACGACUCUACUCUAUCUACGAUAUAAAUUCCGUAAGUUGGCUGUUAGGAGUCAGUGAAAUACAAGUAUUGUACGGACGAAGUCGGCCUUUUUUUGUUGAAAAUUCAAGGUUCUUUGAAGAAAAAAUUCACAACUCCGUCUAGAAACAUCAUUUUGACUCUUCUUAUUUCUUAACUUCAAAAUGCACGGAUCGAGUGAAAACCUCUACUAGGCAAAUCAACCCAUUUUUGGCUAUUUUCAUCACAAAUUAAAAAUUCAUACCUCACCCAAAGUCCAUCCAAGCUACUACAGUAAAUCAAGAUAUACUCUGUUUUAUGACCUUAAUCUAACUCUGUACUUAAGACCAAUAAACGGUAUUCUCUAAGUUCCGUAGGUUUCGCGAAAACCGUUCCAAAAACCAAAGUAUUUUCUGUUUGUUUUUGAAACGUUUACGGUGAAUAUAUUCAUCCGAUGCGAAUUUUGACGGCUUCCCUUAUUCAAUAUACUUUAAUGGUCUCACUUGCAGCAGGCUGCACCUUCGUAGGAUAUGACAUUUAUUACUAAAGAAAAAAAUGGUUAAGAAAGUCAGAGGAUAUUUCAUUCAAGAAAAGAUCCAUUAACAAGCAUUAACAUUUUGUUUUAGUGCUUUUCCUUCUCUCCAUUUUGUUUUAAACAUGCCACUUUGAAAAAUAUUAAUCUAAAAAUAUUGAGAAAAGGCAUUGUUAGUAGGUAUAUAUUAGUAGUGAAUACAUAGGCAAUAAACACAUACUACACAUGUCAAAUUUUUUUCACGAUUUCUGCAGAAACGUGCAUUUUUUGGCAACACUAACGCAACACCAGAAAACGCAUGGUUCUUAUAUGCGUUUUCUUGCGCUGUAUUUUUACCCUGCAAAAAUAAACAAGAAAACGAUAGCUUUUUGUCUUUAAUGGCAAAAUGUAUCUAGGUUUUCUCCAUGGAUGAUUUUUUUCGGGCAUUUUGGUCAAGUUUUAUGGUCGCUUUUAGUUUGUUAAUUUACUACGGCUAAACCGGUCAAUCCGUAUUUACCGGAAAAUGGUCCUUUCCAGUAAAUGCAAACAUAUUUAAGAUCCUUUCCAGAAACACCGUCAAAUAUUUUGAAGAUACACUACCUGCAACUAGCAGUGAUGCCUUGCCAAACGUUAUGCGGAAGUCUAACUUGUAUAUUUCGAAGUAAAGAAAAUACAGUGUUUCAUCACAGUGGAUUAACAGUGCACAGUUUAACUCGACUUGUCUUUUUAACUCCACCGUGUUUAUUCGUUCAGCAUGUUUAUUUAUCAUGUGAACAUAUGCAGGUUGAUCGCUUUAGGAACGUUGGCAUCAUCAUCAACAACAAUAAUAUCUCCAGAAAAUACUGUGACAACCAAUAAUGAAAUGUUACAAAGUAGUGUCAAUACAACGCCGACAGCCCCUUCUGGAACGUUGGCAUCAUCAUCAACAACAAUAAUAUCUCCAGAAAAUACUGUGACAACCAAUAAUGAAAUGUUACAAAGUAGUGUCAAUACAACGCCGACAGCCCCUUCUGGUAAGAGUCGAAUACUGUGGCUGUGUUUAUUUUCAGUGAAAAGUUAGAAAAAGUAGUGAACACGAAUUUCUAGGAAAAUAAAUUGAGUCAAAAGUAAUUGCAUAUCCAUGUCUCACUACAAGCUCAUUGGUAGUACGUUUUCGUGUUAGUUUCAUGAAUGCUCGAUGAGGCUACCGCACUGACACGUUGCCAAGCGUUAUGCGCAAGUUUACCGGGUAUAUUCAAAAGUGAAUGAGAGUAGUAAGAGAAAAGUGCACGUGAGAGAAUUAUGUAAGGCUAUUCAAGCAGUUUAUCAAUACUGUCAUACUAUUCACAUAUUGAUUGCGUUUAUGACUUGUCUUGCAAUUUGUAUUUUACUUCAUCAUAGUGAAACUCGAAGUUCGUAUCACUCUUUUCUGCCGAGUCAUUUAAAAGGCGAAGGAGUGAACUAUAUUUUGAAAUGUAUAGUAGAAUCCUGUUAUGAUCCGUUUAAGAUCCUACUAGGGAUCUAGGAUUUCGGUUAAGUGUGCCUACUAUUAUAACAGGAUUCUACUAGCAUUUAAAAAUAUAGUGCAUUCUCUCAUUUUUUUUAAUGCAUCGACAAAAAAGGGUGAUUCGCAUUUUGGGUUAUAUUAUGUUGAAGUAAAAUAUAACGGGUAACGCUCGUCUGCACUCGCUCGGUGGCGUGACUUGAGGAACUUAUACCUACGGACGACCUUCGAUGACAAUAAAUCAAAAACAACGCUCGCACGUCCCUUCAGUCGGCGUUCGCUGCAAGACUAUUUACAAUAUGCGUGUGUGUACGUCCGUCAAAGUAAUGUUUUCCGCUGGUACGUUACGGUGAGGAAAAUUUUCAUGCAAUUAGGCGGAAAUAAAGUUUUUGACCAAUAAUCGACUGUACAGGACGCUCCAUCUCAUUUUCUGACUGCCCAUAGUCGAUUACAUAUCCCAUAUAAUUUUCAUCACUUUAAUCUAAUCAAGAGGAAGUGACGCUGCAGAGACGUCAUAGCGUUACCUUUUUUACUCAGUUUGUUUUGAGGAUAGCUCAAUUACGAAACUUUCUAGAGAGCUCGGGAACAUCUCAAAUUGAGGGAAGAAUUCUUUUAAAGAUUUCGAGAUUCGUCCGCCUCCUGGAAAGUUUCGUAACGGAACUAUGCUCAAAAUAAAAUGAGCAAAAAGGGUAACGCUAUGACAUCUCUGCCAGCGGAGUUAAGUGGACAAGCCGUCUGCCUUACCUUAUUUUGUCUAAAAUCCUCUGAAGUUUUCUACCCUUGCUUUCCUUACCUUACCACAUCUAAAAUUCGCUCAACUUCUCUCAACCUGUCUGCCUUUACUUACCUUACAAUAUCUAAAAUUCCCUGAACUUCCAUGAACUGCUCCACCUUAUCUCACCUUAAGGUGAAAGCUUUGCAAAGAUCAAGUGAAUUUAUUUCCAAUGUGUAUACGAUUGUACAGCAUUCGAGAGAGAAUUCAAGGGAGAUCAUGAAUAUCACCAGCCCGACUCCCUAAACCGUUUUGCCGCCGAGAUAUCCGUCGUGGCUGGUAAUUCAUUUCUAGCUGAAAGUGCGAACACUCGUUUUUUCGGAUAUUACUGUUCAAAAGCGGUCUUUUUAGUAUAGUCCACGAUACUAUUUCUACUGCUUUUACCAUGAAACAGCCUAGGUUGCGGUCUGUAUUAUAUAUCAAAAGAAAGCUCUUUGGAAACCCUACAAAAUGGCUGUUGAUUUAUUUCGAGUUGACACUCACUUUUUGGGAUUUUACUAGUAAAUGAUGAUGUUUUCAAGUAUACUGAUGGAUAAUGUGUCUGUGUAUGUACCAUGAAAGAACCUAGGUUGCGGUCUGUAUUAAAUAUCAGAAGAAAGCUCUUUCGAAACACUAUAAAAUGGCUGGUAAUGCAUUUCUAGCUGAAAGUGUGAAUACUAAUUUUUACGAAUAUUACUACUGCAGAGUCACGUUUUCCACAUCGGCGGAUAGGCUGGAUCCAUACAAAACCUACCACCAUUUACAUCGACCUUUGACGUCAGUGACAAGUCCUGCAUCAUAUUAUAGAGCUCAGCAAGCUGAACUGAACGGUGAAAACUGCAAGUCUCUAGCCUCGUUAGAAAACUUUAGCAAACGUUAGAAAACGUUAGAGAGCUUGACAGUACCAGACGCAGUCGAACGAGAACUAUCGGCUAUAUAUCAUUUCAUAGUACGUAACUAUUGAUUAAAAGUACUUGUCUGAUACGGCGUAGUUAAUGCGCGUAUACGAUGAUCAAAUACGGUGCAUUUUGGUAGCACUGUAAACGAACACCGUAUACGGCACCGUAUCAUACCGUAAUUGAACCGUAAUACGAUGCACCAUAUACGGUCGACGUUUCCAGGCCGAAAAUCACCGUUAUUUAGCCGAAUACGGCCGUUUCCAUACCGUAUUGUUCGAUCUAGGUUAUGGCUGAACGAACCACGAUGAAAAAUAUUUUUAUGACAAAACUCUUCCUUACGUGCCAAACGGGGUACUGCGAGUAAUACUUUUUUCAGCGUAACGGAAAAAUUUUGAGAAAAAUUGAAUUUUUAGGUUCUUCAUAAUUUUAAACUUUUAAAUUGAUUCCGUUACGCUGGAAAAAGUAUUACACUCAGUAAACCAUUUUUGGCACCUAAGAAAGACUUUUGUCAGCAAAAAGUUUCUAUAUCGUGCCUCGUUAAGCCACAAUCUGCGGUAAGGCUCUUAAAAUAUACUAGUUUUCUGAAAAAUCGACAUUUCAAGAAAAAACAAAAUUUUUGUUAACCAAACUUCAUUCAAAAGUUCGCAGUAACUUCAGCAUAUAGGCACUUCGAUCUUGUUGAUCGAUCGGAACCAGUCUUAUCGUUAGAACACGCUUCUUCCAUGAACCGUGAACUUUUUAGUAAAACUUCUUAAUCUGUAAACUUUUAAAAGUUAAAAGAAAAUGGGAAGAACGUGUCUGGGAGGUUCAGACGUAUCACCAUAUAUGUAAGUAGACAUAGAUAACAAGUGAUGUGAAAAACCAGGGGAGAUUCUCCCCUUAAAAUCUCAAUUAUUUUUGCAAAAUCCCCAUCACAGAAUUUAAACUUAAUUCAUUUGAUUUUAAACUUAGAAGUUCCUCUUUAAAAAAAUCUAUUAUAUCCACCCACUAGCUCAGAAUCAAUAAGAAAGAACUAUAAACCGUGGUGUUAGAUAUGAUCAGAUUCUAUUUACUCAAGUUGAAAUAUAUUCGGUGACGUUCGCCUUUAUCUAAUUUUGGUCGCGCUGUUGGGAAGGUUUCGAGAUUGUGUCGCGAUAGAUCUUCAGACAUUUUCAAUUUUGAAAAUGGAUGUUGUGCAUGCAGUUGAGACAGAUCGUUUUAAAGAUACAAUUUCACGACGAAUCGGUCGAGAAUGAAGUCUUGCUAUUAAUACUGGUGGAUAUUUCAUAGCACCUAACUUCUUCUGUUUAGCCGAGAUACGAUAAGUUCUUUCAAUUGCAUCGUAUUGAUUUCAUUUCUCAUCUAAAACGCUACAUUUACCGCUAAUAGAACAGCAGCUUCGCUUCUCGCAGGCGGCACGUUUAGAAAGCGAAGGAUGAAUGAUCUAUUAUAUCUUUCCAUUUCGUCCACUCGUUCGCUGUUACCGCCUAUAUCACAUUCGACUUGUUUUAAUCUUUCCUGAAAAUCACACAAACGCUUUUCCAGACGAGCAUUGAGAAUCGGUUGGAGAACCAACUAUUGACGAGCAACUUUGAAUCCAUAUCAUCAAGAUCAAUGGUUCUCUGCUGUUCAUCAUUCUUGUUUACAAUAUCUUUUGAGAGCUUUUGGAUCAAAUCUUGUAAUGUACUACGUAUUUCUUGAUCGCUCCUUAAUACAUUACAUAACUCCGUAUUGAGAUCGAAAUUAAAAUCAGGUUCCACUAUUAAUCUAUCCGAAUUAUUUCUUUUCGACAUGGUUAAAUUGGACUAAACUAGUAA